Amborella trichopoda is the source of this 1755-nucleotide messenger RNA. Its product is annotated as octicosapeptide/Phox/Bem1p (PB1) domain-containing protein. Gene Ontology annotation, molecular function: protein binding. NCBI's taxonomy places the organism in Eukaryota, Viridiplantae, Streptophyta, Magnoliopsida, Amborellales, Amborellaceae. The record is from RefSeq and is a predicted model, not a curated record.
CCCCUCCUCUCUCCUCUCUCUCUCUCUCUCUCUCUCUAGGCGCCGUAGUCUCUUUCUCUCACUUCUCUUCUCUCUACCCUGUCUUCGAGUUUUUCUGGUUCAAUCUCUUCUGGUUUCUGUUACUUCUGCCUUUUUUUUUAGAUUCUCUCUCUCUUCUGUUCUGUAUUUCUCCGGUUUCUCUGUUCCGUAGGAGAAUAUCAGUAUGGUCAGUUCUUCCGGUGAAAGUUCCGGCGAUUUUUCCGGGAUCAACACCGUGAAAUUCCUGUGCAGCUAUGGAGGCCGUAUCCAGCCUCGUCACCCUGAUGGAAAGCUCCGUUAUGUUGGAGGUUUCACCCGUGUCCUUGCUGUUGAUCGUUCUGUUCACUUCUCAGAUCUGAUGGAGAAGCUGAGGAAAUUUUGUGGCGAGGUAGCCAUUACCCUGAGGUGUCAGCUCCCUACUGAGGAUCUUGAUGCUCUGGUCUCCGUAACCUCUGAUGAAGACCUGGCUCAUGUCAUUGAAGAAUAUGACCGAGUUAACAGAGAGAGAGGGUCGUCAUUAAAGGUCCGGGCCUUUCUCUCACCGCCUAAACCUAAAACGCCUGUGAUUCUAAAGCAACAGUCCUCAAUCGCUGGAAAACCACAUUUUCCUGGGGAAUCCUACCGCUGCGUCCAUCUUCCGGCGAAUUUUAUCGGCCGCCUAAUAGUUCCAGUCGCCGGGAAAUCCUCGGAGGCUUUGGUCAUGGCGGCCCCGUCUGUUCAGUACUAUGGAUGCUUGACUAAGGGUAACCGAAACCCAAGAAAUCAGUAUCUGGUACAUAACGGAAAUUACUGGCAAUAAGAAAAAAGAAGCAUUAAAAAAUAAAAAAAUAGAGGAUAUUAAAGAAGUUAAAGAAAAGAAAAUCAAAUGCAGAGAUCGUUUCUUGAUCCCCCUCUGCUGUGUAAUUCUCAGUGUAAAUUGUUGAAAGAUUCCCGAUUUUUGCUCCCUGGUUAAUGCAACAAGUUUGGAUAUGAUUCUUUUGAGGCUUUCCGCCAUUAAAGCACAGCAAUCGAGCUAGGCUCGUUAUUUGCCCUAUAGAUUUUUUCCGCCGUUAAAAUUACAGAAUGGGAGCAAAAAGAUCACUGUUCUUCGUACCCUAGGUUCCGAUUGAAGUUCACAAAACAGAGCAUCUGGUUUCCGAUUAACGUGCACAAAACAUAACAGAGCAUUUGGCCACUGGUUUUUCGGCUUCCACAUGGCAGUUGGCAGUUACCAUUACGCCAUAAGCACCAAACAUAUAUAAUAUUUGCAGGGAAAACCUCUUCCUAACCGCUCUUCUUGGAGUUUCUUCGUCUCCUUUCUAGGGUUUUGACCUCUCUCGAAUUUGCAGAGAUGGCAGUACAUCUCUCUUGGGACCCGCUAUUUUAGGGUUUCGAUGUUUGAAUCUCCGAGUACACAUCUUGCCGUCUGAACCGUCCGAUCCACCUCCCCAACGUGUCCUACCGUCCGAUUCGACAGUUCAGUCACAUCGGUCGUAACCGUCGUCGCAUCUCUAUCCUGGUUUGCAUUGGCCUUCCGAUGCGUGCGUCACAUCCGUUUGUCGUGUAGUCCUUGAAUGCUCCGUGGCGUGUCUGGGCCGUGUCCGAUAGACACGCAUACCGUAAGACGUGUCUCCCGUUAGGCGCGAUUUCCGCGCGGUAUCUUUUGUGGUGCAGUGGCUCACGUGUGAACGGGUAAAUUGACGUGGUGCGACAUUUUGUUCUUGGAAGGCGUAUUUACUAACUUUUGUCGUUAUUUUC